AUGUCAUUCGAAAAACUUCUGAUGAGUCUUCCCGGACACACGGAAUGCGCCUGUUUACCGCUUUGCGUUGAUUGUCAGAAUCGGGUGGAUGAUUGUGUAAGUGGAAGAACCGCCCGUAGCGAAGAUAUGAAGGCGAAUUUUGGGAAAAAAGAGGGAGAAUACUCGAGAUUAGUGAGCAAAUCGAGCAGUAAACUGCUGAAUUCGUUGUGGGAACGGAAACAAAUUCCAGAAGAAGGAUGGACAGAGCACACUCUAGACCUUUUUCUGUCAUGGUUGUCAUCUCAUGACACCAAUAAUCGCGUGGAUAUGAUCCCAGUCGGAGCCGGCGAGCGAGAAGGGAGAGUGUUGACUCCGCUAGUUCAGCGGUUGCAUUCAAAUCUAACACAUGGAAUCGGUCGGAGCGGGAACCUUCUGGAAAUCCAGCCGAAAGCGCUGGGCUCCUCGAUGUUGGCGUGUCUUUCAAAUGAAUUUGGAAAGCAUGCGCUUCAUUUGCUAGGCCUCCACUCUGUCAAAUCCUGUAUCGUCGUCCCAUUAUGCACUGGAAUGUCACUAUCCCUCUGCAUGACCUCCUGGCGCCGACGCCGUCCGAAAGCGAAAUACGUCGUUUGGCUGCGAAUCGAUCAGAAGUCAUCACUCAAAAGUAUCUAUCACGCUGGCUUCGAACCGAUCAUCGUGGAGCCAACACGCGAUCGUGACGCCCUGAUAACCGACGUGGAAACGGUGAAUCGGAUUGUCGAACAACGCGGGGAGGAGAUUCUUUGCGUGAUGACGACGACUUCUUGCUUCGCUCCGAGGUCUCCAGAUAAUAUUGAAGCGAUCUCAGCGAUUUGCGCGGCUCAUGAUGUCCCGCAUCUUGUAAAUAAUGCUUAUGGACUGCAGAGCGAGGAGACGAUUCGAAAAAUCGCGGCGGCGAAUGAAUGUGGGCGUGUCGAUGCGUUCGUUCAGUCACUGGAUAAAAAUUUUCAAGUUCCUGUGGGCGGAGCUCUGAUUGCAGCAUUCAAACAGAAUCAUAUUCAAUCGAUUGCUCAGGCUUAUCCGGGAAGAGCGUCGUCAGUUCCAUCUAGAGAUUUAGUGUUGACACUACUCUAUCAAGGACAGACAGCGUUUUUGGAGCCGUUUAGCAAGCAGAAACAAAUGUUCCUGAAAAUGCGACGAAAACUCAUCUCAUUCGCUGAAAAUAUCGGAGAAUGUGUGUAUGAUGUGCCGGAAAAUGAGAUUAGCCUGGCGAUGACGCUGUCGACGAUCCCACCUGCGAAGCAGACACUCUUCGGAUCUGUUCUUUUCGCUAGGGGGAUAACGGGCGCGAGAGUUGUCACCUCGUCCCAAUCGAAAACCACAAUCGAAGGGUGCGAAUUCGUGAAUUUCGGCUCUCACAGCGCAGAGCAACACGGUGGAUAUCUCAAUAUCGCAUGCUCCAUCGGAAUGACUGAGCACGAAUUGGAGGAACUUUUCACUCGUCUCACCUCGAGUUAUGCGAAAUUUGUGAGGCAACUGGCAAAAGGAGGAGACGAGAGAGGAGGAUCUUCUGGCACCCGACGACUACCGAUUAAUGAAUCGUUUGAUAUGGAGAAUGAUUGA
Caenorhabditis remanei is the source of this 1578-nucleotide messenger RNA. RefSeq lists its product as uncharacterized. The record is from RefSeq and is a predicted model, not a curated record. The coding region runs from base 1 to 1578 and encodes 525 amino acids. Gene Ontology annotation, biological process: conversion of seryl-tRNAsec to selenocys-tRNAsec; selenocysteine incorporation. NCBI's taxonomy places the organism in Eukaryota, Metazoa, Nematoda, Chromadorea, Rhabditida, Rhabditidae. The transcript is spliced from 8 exons. Gene Ontology annotation, molecular function: O-phosphoseryl-tRNA(Sec) selenium transferase activity; tRNA binding.